Messenger RNA from Talaromyces amestolkiae, 621 nucleotides. RefSeq lists its product as uncharacterized. Lineage: Eukaryota; Fungi; Ascomycota; Eurotiomycetes; Eurotiales; Trichocomaceae. The record is from RefSeq and is a predicted model, not a curated record. Bases 1 to 621 code for a protein of 206 amino acids. Gene Ontology annotation, cellular component: post-mRNA release spliceosomal complex; U2-type spliceosomal complex. The transcript has a single exon.
AUGUCUUCGAAUAACGCCUCCCUCGAGGCAGCGGCAACGGAACGCAAAGCCAGACUUGCCAAACUCGCAGCUCUCAAAAGAAAGCAACCCGAACCCGAACCCCUGACCGAGGUCUUUGCAGAAAAAGACCAACAAGAAUUGCAGGAAGCAAGCGGCGACAAUAUAACUAAGACAUACCUCUCCGGACGAAAUUACGACGCCGAAACCCGCGGCCCAAAACUCGGCUUUGAGCAAGCACCCAUCGAAGGACAAAUCACACUCGAACAACAAGCAUCAGAGAUCGCAAGGAUAGCAGCCGAACAAACGAAGCGCGAAGAAGAAGAGGCCGCAGAGCAACCUAUAGAUUUAUUCAAGCUACAGCCUAAAAAACCAAAUUGGGAUUUGAGACGGCACCUCGAUGAAAAGAUGAGGGUCUUGAAUGUGAGGACGGAAAAUGCGAUUGCGAGAUUGGUGAGGCAGAGAAUUGAGAAUGCGCAGAGGGAAGAGAAGGCUAAAAAGGGGCGAAGUAAUGGGGAGGAUCAGGGUGAAGAGGUUGGAAUUGAGGGCGAAGCAUUGGUUGAAGGUAUUCAUGUCCGCGAACAGGAGGCGGCUGAUGAUCGAGAGGACGAGGACUUGGUGUGA